AUGGCCCUUACCCUGCUACUGUUGAUAGUUGUAAGUUCAAAAUUCUUAGAUGCAAGUUCUCAAGAUGGCAAAGCCAAAGGAGAAGUGUCGAUCUUGGGUAUGACGCUCCAAGGACAUAUCUUCAAAAAGGUCACAAAAGCGGCUCUCGGUGAUGUGUGUUUACGGGAAUGUUACCAAGACAUCAGAUGCCAGAGUUUUAACUACGUCUUUACCGAAGACAUUUGCGAGUUGAGCAACCGUACUAAGGAAGCCAGACCAGAGGAUUUUGUACCAAACUCUGAACGAUACUAUUUUAAAAAAGACAUGAAGAGAGGUGAGACCUUAAUGCUAAAAGUGGAAAAGAGGAAAUGAAGAGUUAAGAAUGUAUGGAGUGAUAAGUGAUAUAAGUAAACAAGAAACAAUCCGUUGUUUUUCAGUGCCUCUCGGGUCCGUUCCAGAACUUCCGGCUGAAACGUGUAAAGAGAUUAAGACAAGUGAAGGAGGGCAAGCGGUCAGUGCGAGAUACUGGAUUUCCUCCAUCAUACCUGAAAAGAUUGUAUUCGCUUACUGCGACAUGAAAACAGAAGGUACCUCAGUUCACCAUGAAAAUUGA
This is a messenger RNA of Pocillopora meandrina, 592 nucleotides long. The record is from the annotation of a GenBank genome assembly. NCBI's taxonomy places the organism in Eukaryota, Metazoa, Cnidaria, Anthozoa, Scleractinia, Pocilloporidae.